GCUUGUUUUCGGUUGGUCUACGCCUUGCAAACUGAGGGGCUGCGAUUGGCCCGGGAGGCACAGCCAGCUCACACAGCUUCUGGAGUGCGGAAGAAAGAUCUGGAAGGUUCUGGAGGUGGAGCUGAGUGUAUAGAAGAGACGGGCUGGGGUUGGUCUGGAGUACAGAGGUGACUACGAUCGGUGGACGCAGCUGUCCGUGCGUUUUGUAUACAUUCACCUGUAAUCCCCUUCCACCAGCAUGGGUAAGGAUUACUACAAGAUCCUUGGACUGUCAAAGGGGGCGUCAGAGGAGGAUAUAAAGAAGGCCUACAGAAAACAAGCGCUGAAGUUUCACCCCGAUAAGAAUAAAGACCCCGGAGCCGAGGAGCGAUUCAAGGAGAUCGCAGAGGCUUACGAUGUACUCAGCGAUCCGAAGAAGAGGGAGGUGUUUGACAAAUAUGGAGAGGAGGGCCUAAAGGGAACCCCGGGUGGCGGAGGAUGCGCGAACAAUGGUCCCUCUUUCAGUUACAGCUUCCAUGGAGAUCCUCAUGCCAUGUUCUCAGAGUUUUUCGGAGGCCGUAACCCAUUUGACAACUUCUUUGCACGAAAUGAUGAAGACAUGGAGACGGAGGAUCCCUUCUCAGGGUUUCCCAUGGGAGGUAUGGGAGGCAUGGGUGGUUUUGGUCACCUAGGUGGCUUCCCAAGAGGUGCUCCAGGCCGAGGUCCACCGAUGAACAAGAAACAAGACCCACCAGUAAUCAGGGAGCUCCCAGUCUCCCUUGAGGAAAUUUUCACCGGCUGCACAAAGAAAAUGAAGAUUUCCCACAAGCGCCUGGGUCCCGAUAUGAGAAACGUACACAACGAGGAUAAAAUCCUCACUAUUCAAGUGAAGAAAGGCUGGAAGGAAGGAACGAAGAUCACAUUCCCCAAGGAGGGUGACGAAACGGCAUCUAAUAUCCCUGCAGAUAUUGUGUUUGUGCUGAAAGACAAACCACAUUCAGUGUUCAAGAGAGAUUCAUCAAACGUGGUGUACACAGCCAAGAUCAGCCUGAGAGAGGCUCUCUGCGGCUGCUCAGUCAAUGCUCCCACGUUGGACGGACGCACUAUUCCUCUUGUCAUUAGGGACAUUAUCAACCCUGGGACCAAACGCAAAAUUCACGGAGAAGGACUUCCACUGCCAAAAGCACCAGAUCAGCGAGGCGAUCUGAUCGUAGAGUUUGACAUCCGCUUUCCUGAUCGCCUUUCCACUGCUGCUCGGGAGACACUAGAGAGGGUUCUACCCGCGUAAUGUCAGCACAACUCUCCAACGCACCAUAGACCAAAGCGGUACUGAAGGGUGCAACAAACGCCUUCAUUACCAAUUCAGCUGGAAAAAGAAGGGGGCAGCUCUCACUACAAGGACGUAUUGUAUACCAUGAUGUACAUUUUUAUUUUUUUUCCUCCUAAUCUCUCGCUCUCCCUUCUCCACACUAUAUAUAAUGGAGGAAAGAAGCUACACUUAAAGUCUGAAGAGUUUUUCUGAGCAUUUUUAUUACAGGUCCCCUCUUCUGUUCACCAACAACCUUGAGCUGACCAUACAUUAUCCAAUUUUCUUAUUCCAUUUCCUUUAGAUUUAUCUUCAACUAUGUAGUGUAAGACACCUUUCACACU
This is a messenger RNA of Rana temporaria (common frog), 1629 nucleotides long. RefSeq names its product DnaJ heat shock protein family (Hsp40) member B1 (gene DNAJB1). The coding region runs from base 239 to 1267 and encodes 342 amino acids. The transcript has 4 exons. Gene Ontology annotation, cellular component: cytosol. The record is from RefSeq and is a predicted model, not a curated record. Gene Ontology annotation, biological process: negative regulation of transcription by RNA polymerase II. Gene Ontology annotation, molecular function: protein-folding chaperone binding. NCBI's taxonomy places the organism in Eukaryota, Metazoa, Chordata, Amphibia, Anura, Ranidae.